This is a messenger RNA of Eutrema salsugineum, 1245 nucleotides long. RefSeq names its product aspartic proteinase nepenthesin-1. The record is from RefSeq and is a predicted model, not a curated record. NCBI's taxonomy places the organism in Eukaryota, Viridiplantae, Streptophyta, Magnoliopsida, Brassicales, Brassicaceae. Gene Ontology annotation, cellular component: extracellular region. Bases 1 to 1245 code for a protein of 414 amino acids. The transcript is spliced from 2 exons.
AUGGUUUCAUCAAUUAUUCCACUCCUUCUUCUUCUUCUUCUUUUUCAAUUAACACUAGCCACUCAUAACUCUGGCCUUGAAGAUGAUCUCUCCAAUGAUCAACCAAGCGGCUUCUUCUUACCAUUCGAAUCCAAUCUCUACGUUGAGAUCACCAUUGGAACCCCAACACGAACCUUCAACCUCAAGCUAGACUCUUCCACACAACUCACAUUUCUUGAAUGCGACCCUUGCGACGAUGAACACCAAUGCGAUCUCUCCGACACAACUCGACGCUACGACGGAAAAUUUUCGACCACUUUCUCACCAAUCUCAUGCAACAACUCUUCUCUCUGUCCACAUCUCUCUCCUAAUGUAACCAACCAUUACAAUGCAACAAAAACAACAGCUUCUCUGUCUCUUCUCUGCACUCCUUCCAAUUUCUGCCGUUACGACGUCGCUUCUUUCAGCGCCGGCAACCUCGUUUCCGACACUCUUCAGUUGACUUCCUCGAUCACUGACCAAGAAAACUCUCUCUCCAUAGUUCAUGGUUUUGUCUUUGGUUGUGGGACUAGUAAUCGUGUGAAGCCGGAGGACGACGGAGGCGGCGUCGACGGGAGAGUGAGUCUGACGACUCAUCAUUUCUCGCUCCUUUCUCAGCUUCGAAUCACCAGAUAUUCUCACUGUCUAUGGCCUUCCUCCGCUGGCUCGCGUAACUACAUUCGUCUCGGAUCAGCGGCUGAGUACGGUGGUGAUAUGAUGCCGGUUCCGAUGUUAAACAUGACGGAGACCAACUCUUACUCGUAUCACAUUGCUCUCUUCGGGAUCAGUCUUGAGGAACAUAGAAUGAGAAGCAACGAGAGUAGUACGAUGGCCAUAGAUAUUGGAACGUACUACACGCGUCUAGAGAUAUCACUCUACGAGGAGGUGAAGGAAGAGAUAAUGACGCAGAUUGGACCAACAGUCGCAUACGAAGUGAACGAGCUAAUGUGUUUCACAACCGAAGUUGGUUUAGAGAUAGAGUCACUGCCCAAACUCACUCUUCAUUUCCAAGGAUUCAAUUUCACAAUCUCAAACAAAGGAUUUUAUCUCCGAGACAGCCCAUCUUCUUUCUGCACGGCUUUGGUCAGAUCGACCAUGGAGGAUGAAGAAAAGAAUGUGCUUGGAGCAUCAGGACUUUUUGAUUUUGCAGUUGGCUAUGACACUUCAGAGAGAAUGCUUGCCUUUCAACAAAGAGAUUGUUUGGCCGAUUUCGUAGAUGGUAUUUAG